GCUGUGAUGUGGAAAACAGUUUGUCAUCAAUGAGGUUUUGGACCAUUGUGUUGAAGCAGGGAUGAGUACAGUAUUGCAUGGCAAUUUGACUUCCCAAUUUAUACUUUUUCCUUUGGCCUUUUGGGGCAUUUCUUCGUUUUGAUUGUCAUUUUCACUUCUCACAACCCUAAUCAAUCUGUGUGCUCUCUUUUUUCUUGCAUCACUUCCCAUUCAAAUCCGUGUGCUCUCUCUCUUAUCUGUGUCCGUUUUUUGUCUUCUUGGGAUAGUCUCCAACUCACGUGAACGAACGUCACUGUAGUUACAGUUCUCAUUGGGCAUUCUAUUUUAUGGUAUUCAUAGUUCCAAAAGGUUGAAUCGCCAACCCCAAGCGCCCCCCACGCCCCGACCCGACAGAGCACAUGGGAGGAUGUAAGUCACGGUGACUCAGUCAGCAGAGUGGCAGUAGGCCUUUACCCCGUGCGCACCAGAGGCUGUUUUAGCAUAAAGCUGCCUUUUUUUGGUUCCCCACUAGCUGAAUUGGGGACAAACCACCAUUGGAGCCCCAUCAACAUCUGCUGCAUGCCUUUGGGUGUUUCUGAUAUUUAUCCAAAGUUGCUGUCCAGUACACUUGUCUACUUUUGGACUCUAGUUUAGAGCACUGUCUCAUCUGGUACACCUGCUUUCUACCCAUUGGUUCUGUCCUUGCCUGCCCAGGAAUUAAGUUCAGAUCUGGAUUGAGGUAGAUUUUUCUUAUCUAAGUUGUUGUCGUUGAUAAUUCGAGGUUCUUGUAGUAGCUCAUAAGCUAGUCCCUGUUUACUUUACUGGAAUGGUGAUUUGAUACAGAGGAACGAACUUCAUAGAUGGCUGUGGAUGAACUGAGCAAGUCUGUGUGGAGUAGAGAGCAAGAUAUAGCAUUCGAGAAUGCCCUGGCAACCUACCCUGAGGAUUUAUCUGAUAGAUGGGAGAAAAUUGCUGCAGAUGUUCCGGGGAAGUCCUUAGAAGAGGUAAAGCUUCACUAUGAGAUCUUGACUGAUGACAUUAGCAGGAUCGAGUCUGGCUGUGUUCCUCUGCCUUGCUACAACUCCGACAACUCCCCGGGGCAUGAUGGUGAUGAAGGAACUAGCAAGAAAGGUGUCAAUCUCGGACACUCCAACAAUGAUUCAAGUCUAGGAAAGCCUACUAGGGCAGAUCAGGAGCGUCGAAAGGGGAUUCCCUGGACAGAGGAAGAGCACAGGUUAUUCCUUCUGGGAUUGGACAAAUAUGGGAAGGGUGACUGGAGAAGUAUUUCGAGGAACUUUGUUGUGACGAGAACACCUACACAAGUAGCAAGCCAUGCCCAGAAAUACUUCAUUCGUUUAAACUCUAUGAACAAGGAUAGGAGACGAGCUAGCAUUCAUGACAUCACCAAUGCUAACGAUGGAGAUGCACCAGUAGUGCCCCAAGGAGGACCAAUUACUACUGGACACACUAACGGAACUGCCACAUCUGGAAAAUCCAACAAGCAACCAGCCCUAGCUCCUGCUCCCCCUCCCCCUCCUCCUACUCUUGGAGUUGCUGCUAUAUAUGGCGGAACAACUAUUGGACAGCCAGUAGGAGUACCACUUGUUCCUGCAGUCGCCACACCAAUGAAUCUCCCGCCACAUGCUCACAUAGCUUAUGGAACACCUACCAUCCCUGGACCAGUGGUGACUGGUGCUCCUAUGACCUUGCCUGCAAUGCCUCAUACAUCUACCCAUAGGUGAACCGUUUUCUCAUCUGACAUUUGUACAAACUGAAGCGAAUAGCCGUUUGUUUUUUUUCCUUUGUGGGGGGCAUCGACAUCAAGACAUCGUAAAAUAACUUAUUAUGGUGUCACUGAGAGACCCACCCUUCAGUAGAAUUCUUGCUUUCCGUAAAAGUUGAUAUGAGUUGUUUUAGAGAUUUUGCUUUCAUCUUUGUAGGCAGCUAGUGAUAUGGUAGCACUUAGUUUAGGAGAGUGAAAUUGUUGCCUUCAAGCUGGAUAUUCUUACAUGAAAGUAGUCUUACAGCACUUGUGAUCUCUCCUGGGAAGUGUAUAGCCAUAGGGCCCAUAUCCAGCACCUAUGUAUUCUAUGGAAACCGCUUGUGGCGGGGUGAGUUUAGAUGGUCAUAUGGUAAUAGUCCAUUCCUGGUUUUGUUUAUUUAUUUGCUUAUAUAUGAUUAAACUUUGAUUCGUUUCCCAUAUAUUCAUAUUCAGGCAGAGAGAGGAUUCCAACAACUGGGGUGUGUCAUGUGUCUCUUGACAUUGCAUGCUAUGUCAUGUGAAAUAUAGCAUAAUCCAAAAGUUAGCUUAUUUUUGAAAGUGGAAUGAUCCAAUGCAAAUAGCCAAAUAGUUAGGAUACUAAAAGUUGAAUUAAUAAUUGUCAAAGUUUAUAAAUUUAUCAGAAUGAAGAAAUUAGUUUAGUUACUGAACACAUGGAUAAGUCAUUUCGGGCAAUUGGCCGACUGAGUGUUUCUAGGGCUGGAACAAUCGACAAAACUCAAAAGGAUACAAGUUAUAUUUCAACCCAUAAGUUAUACUCCGUACUAGGUAUAAGUAAUGUGACUGGGCAUCGUUGUGUGAUUUAAGGCAUUCUCAAUGAAACCAUUGAGAUAGAUAUAUUUAAAUAUUUAGAACAUCUUCAAUAUAACAAUGUUGCACGAUACAUACAUGACAAGAGAAAUA
Molecule: messenger RNA, 2662 nt
Organism: Cuscuta epithymum
Lineage: Eukaryota; Viridiplantae; Streptophyta; Magnoliopsida; Solanales; Convolvulaceae
Source: the annotation of a GenBank genome assembly